UCCAGCGCCACAACAGAUGAUGGCUUAUCAAGUUCCACCGGGUCAGGUUCCAAAUCCGGCGAUGAGGCCGUACGCCACUAUGCCUAAUGGUUUCGCAGCUGCUACUCCUCAAGGAGCAUUUCUUCCCCCUGCGUCUUGUCUCUUGAUUGAAUACGGUGAAAAAGGUUGGAAGGCUUCAUAUUGCUUAGAGAACUCCCAACUACAACUCCUUUUUUGGGUAUGCUCAUUCAUAUUUGCCUGUUAUUCUUGUUUGCUUUCAGCAUGGUUUUUUUUCUUUAUUUUUUAAAUGGGGUUCUGGUUCUAAGCCCAUAAGAGAACUUGGUAUACAAUACAAGCAGUAUAGUAUUCAAGAGCCUUUCCUUUUGCCCUGCUACAUAAUAUACGGCUGGUCCUGUUUAUUUACUAGGAUUUUACUGGUAGUUAUAUUGGAUACUGUCCCUGGAUUUUGAAUUGCCAGAAGCAGACCAUGUUAACCACCUGAGUGCUCGUUCUCCUUGUUUCUAAGGUAUCAAAUUCUCUUAAUUAUUAUAUCUUUUUUUUUUGACAUUUUCUUUGAUUCCUUGUGCUACACAGUCGGGAUCUCUUGGAAAUUUGAGAGUGAGUUUUGAGAACAUGUUAAUUUAUUCCUCUUUCAAUCGAUUAUCUGUGUGUAUGAAUUGCUCGAAGUGUUGUGCUUCUUAAAUCAUAAAAUUCUGCUUUUGAUGGAUGGGAUAUUUGAUAAAGCUGCAAGAGUAAGGUAAGACAACUUACGUAACAGUUCAAGGAAUUUGGUGCUAUUAUUUGAACGUUUUCAUUAGGUUAGAUAAUGUAUUCAGCUGGUGAAAGCUUCCAUUCGUUUGCUUCCAUCUUUUAUUUACUUGGGACUUUGGUAAUGGGAUUCAUGAAUCCUAAUAAAAUAUUAUUCUAUGUACUUUUAGCACCGCUUUGAGUAGUCCGACAACCUUUCUGAUGCAUUGGCAAGAUAUUUUUUUUUCCUUUUGUGCAGGAGUUCCUCGUUUUGCUUCUCCAUUUCCUGGUAUGAUUCGGACACCUUUUCCUCCACGCCCACCUGGUGCUAUGGGCAUGAUGCCAGGAAUGCCACGGCCUCCUAUUCCAGGGAUUCCUGGUGUUCGUCCAAUCAUCCCUCCUGUGGUUAGACCUGCUAUUCUCCCAAGUGUCACACCUGCUGAAAAACCACAAACUACAAUUUAUAUUGGCCGAAUUGCUCAAUCAGUGGAAAAUGAUUUCAUGCUGUCCCUUCUUCAGCUAUGUGGACCAGUGAAGAGUUGGAAACGGGCCCAAGAUCCUUCAGAUGGAACUCCUAGAACCUUUGGAUUCUGCGAGUUUGAGUCUGCUGAAGGUGUUCUUCGUGCACUACGAUUACUGACGAAGUUAAACAUUGAUGGACAAGAGCUAGUGCUAAAAGGUACUCAAGCAACAAGAGAUUAUCUGAAGCGUUAUGUUGAAAAGAAAGCAGAGAAUUCAAAAAAACUGAAAGAAACACAAGUUUCGGAGACUAAGGAAGAAGAAGCUGAUGCAGCGAAUGUGGCAAAAAAUGAAACUUCAAAGCCCCCUGCAGAGGAUUCAAAAGAGGACCGUGAUUCAGGGGAAAAGGAAGAUCAUGACAUUGCCUGUUCUGCAGUUUUAAGUGAUGAAGAUAGAGAGGCUGAUCGAGAGGCAUCAGAAAAGCUUACAAAUGCUCUGGAGGAGAGGUUGAAGUCUAGACCUCUGCCACCACCUCCUCUACUGACAACUGCUGAUGUUUCUGGAAAUUCAAGUGCAGAGCCAUCUGCUAAACUGAAAGAUGGUGAAUAUGACGUUGAUAUUUUGAAAAGUGAUGCAGCUGAUGAUAGAAAUGAUGAUGAUUCAACUAGCGACAAUAAACAAACUAGUGAGCAGCACGACAAGCCUGAAACAAGCUCACCUGAUAGAAGUAGAAGGUAUGACAGGAGAAGUCGAGAAAGAGACAGGGAGCGAGAUUUAAAAAGGGACAAGGAGCGGGAAAUUGAGAGAUAUGAAAGAGAGACAGAGCGGGAACGAGCUAGGAAAGAGAGGGAACAAAGAAGAAAGAUUGAAGAGAUUGAGCGACAGUAUGAAGAAUGUCUUAAAGAGUGGGAAUAUCGAGAAAGAGAGAGAGAAAAGCAGAGGCAGUAUGAGAAGGAGAGAGAGAAAGAGAAAGAGCGUAAAAGGAAGAAAGAGAUAUUGUAUGAUGAAGAUGAUGAGGAUGAUGAUUCAAGAAGAAAAUGGCGCAGAGGUGCUCUGGAGGAAAAGAGGAAGAAGAGAUCUAGAGAAAAGGAAGAUGAUUCAGUUGAUAGACAGAGAGAGGAAGAAGAAAUUGCCGAGGCCAAAAGAAAGGCCGAGGAGGAACAGCUGCAAAAACUGAGAGAUCCACCAAAACUUCUACCUGUUCAGAUGAUGAAUAUCAAUGAGAAAAUUGUUCUUCCUGAAGAACCUGCUAACGAGAUUAAAUUUUUGACUUCAGAACGUGAUUCUGAGCUUGACUCGGGCCGUGAGAAUCAUAUAGGGGAUGGGUUUUUACAAAAUGGUAGUGGUGAUGAACUAAAUAUAAUACCAUCAGAGACCCGUCAGAGUGAAUGCUUGCCUGCAAAAAGGUUAGGAUUUGGUAUAGUAGGUUCCGGAAAACGGACUACUGUACCUUCAGUUUUUCACGAGGAGGAUGAUGAAGCACAGAAAGAGAAGAAAAUGAGGCCACUGGUUCCAAUCGAUUACUCAGCUGAGGAACUCCAAGCUGUGCAGCCUUCUAGUACUGGGGCUUUGCCACCAAAUUUAGCUGCAGCAGCCGAAUUUGCAAAACGUAUAUCAAAUGUCAAUUCUAAAGAAGAGAAGCCUGAUAGUGAAAGGGAGCGAGGAAGGCGUCCCAGUGAAAGAUCUAGUCAGCGGGAUAGAGACCGAAAUGAUGAGGAUACCUAUCGCAGCAAAGAUGAGAACAAGACAACAGACAGAGAUAGGGAGCGAGACCGUGUUUUGGAUAAAGUAAAAACACCAGACAACAAAAAGCUGUUGGAUGCGAAACAGUUGAUUGAUAUGAUUCCCAAGACAAAGGAGGAAUUAUUCUCAUACGACAUAAAUUGGGCAAUUUAUGAAAAGCAUGCAUUACAUGAGAGAAUGAGACCGUGGAUUUCGAAAAAGAUAACAGAGUUUUUGGGGGAAGAGGAAACCACUCUUGUCGAUUACAUAGUUUCGAGUACUCAGGAACACGUAAAAGCAUCUCAAAUGCUGGAGCUGCUUCAGUCAAUUUUGGAUGAAGAAGCUGAAAUGUUCGUUCUGAAGAUGUGGAGAAUGCUUAUCUUCGAAAUAAAAAAGGUAGAAACUGGUCUAGCUUUCAGAUCAAAAGCAUGAGUUAAGUUUACAAUGCAUGUCGGCUCCCAUUGGUGCUUUCUCUGUACCAAUAUUUUUCACGGCUCUGAACUUUCAGGCCAUUUCUUGAGGUAAUAGGAUCACAUCUCUGUUGGGAUUUUACUCAAUUGUAUGCUUUAGAUUCAUUCUUUUUAGUAUUUAUAGUCGAACUUUUGUCUCCAUGAGAGGUUGCACUUGUAGCUUAACAAAAAAAGAAAGAAAACUUUCCUUUUCAAAC
This is a messenger RNA of Cucurbita moschata (crookneck pumpkin), 3574 nucleotides long. RefSeq names its product RNA-binding protein 25-like. Bases 949 to 3339 code for a protein of 796 amino acids. Lineage: Eukaryota; Viridiplantae; Streptophyta; Magnoliopsida; Cucurbitales; Cucurbitaceae. Gene Ontology annotation, biological process: mRNA processing. The transcript is spliced from 7 exons. The record is from RefSeq and is a predicted model, not a curated record. Gene Ontology annotation, molecular function: RNA binding.